UAGGUGGCGACAAACGCCUAAAAUGUUGGAAACAGAAACAGAAGAAGCCUAGCAUCACAACAACGCUGCUCGUAACGUUAGCUCAAAGAAGAGCGGAGUGAAUUUUUUCUGCUAAUUGGGAACAUAUUAACAGGUACGCUGGAAUUUUCUGACACCCACUCGGACAUGUCCUAUGUCUUCAUCAACGACUCGUCGCAGACUAACGUGCCUCUGCUGCAGGCCUGCAUUGAUGGAGACCUGCCUUUCGCCAAGAGGCUCCUGGAGACGGGAUGCGACCCCAACAUCCGAGACAACCGGGGCCGCACCGGCCUGCACCUAGCCGCCGCGCGAGGGAACGUGGAGAUCUGCCGACUCCUGCACAAGUUCGGCGCCGACCUCUUGGCGACUGAUUAUCAAGGAAACACAGCUCUGCAUCUGUGUGGUCAUGUGGACACUAUCCAGUUCCUGGUCUCCAACGGGCUGAAGAUCGAUAUCUGUAACCACAAUGGCUCGACCCCUCUGGUGCUGGCGAAGAGACGCGGCGUGAACAAGGACGCCAUCCGUCUGCUGGAAGGACUGGAGGAGCAGGAGGUGAAGGGCUUCAACCGAGGAGCGCACUCUAAACUGGAGACCAUGCAGAUGGCCGACAGCGAGAGUGCGAUGGAGAGCCACUCCCUGCUCAACCCCAACCUGCAGAGCAGCGAGGGCGUCCUGUCCAGCUUCAGGACCACGUGGCAGGAGUUUGUGGAGGACCUGGGCUUCUGGAGGGUCCUGCUGCUGCUGGUGGUCAUCGCCCUCCUCUCCCUGGGCAUCGCCUACUACGUCAGCGGAGUCCUGCCUUUCUCCAGCAGCCAGCUGGAGCUGGUCCACUGAGCGAGGGGGCGACGGAGAAGCACGGGAGUAAAAUACACGAGAGAAGUUCUCUUCAUACCAGAACAGAAAUCCAGAUUUUUUCUUUGUUCAUUUGCAGCCCAGAUCUGGUCUUCAUCUCGGUUACCUAAACAGGGAAACAUCAUAUGGUAUUGUUAGUAAAGCAGUGAUCCAAAAGAACAAAACUCACUUUCAUAAUUCAAACAACUUGAGGUGAUGAACAGGAAGUGUCUCAUGUGGUACUGAGAACAUGUGUUGAAGUAUUGUGUAAUAUAUCCCCUUUAAAAUGACAUCCGCGUUGAAGCUGCUUUUAAAAUAGUGAGAGUGAGAAAAUAUAAUGCUCUUGUUUUGUUUUAAUGCAGUUCUAGAAAGACUGUCCUUUUCAUUUCAUUCAUACUGUAUGCUCUGUUACAAGCUGUUUAUUGCCAACAUUUUGUAUCUUUUAUUUUCCUAUUUUCCUAUUCUUUUAACCAUGUUAUUUAUCAAUUAUGUUCUGUAUUUUGUUCUGCAUACUGUAUGUUUUUCUUGCUUUCUUCGCCAAUUCCCAGUUUGAUCCAUCUCCUGUUCCAGCUGUAGACCGUUUAGUUGUGAUAACUGAAAGUGUUGCAUCGUCUGCGUACGUAGAAAAGCACCUUGACUGUGUGCCUUUGUGAGAGAAAGCUUCAUGUUCCACGAUGAAGACAUUCCCGUCAGAAGCAUGCGGCUGUGUUGCAUUAAUAUCUGCCCUGCUGUUGUAAACAUCAUAUAUAGGCACACUGUUUAUGAACUGUAGGGUGAUGGCAGCAGAUUAUUACUUGUUUUGUUGUAUUUUCAUUUUAAUGUUCUUUGUAAACCAUGUUGAUUUGAUUUGUUGGAGCUUUUCCACCCGUCGAUUUACCGUGAACAGUAACACAUUGGAAGUAAAUCCUAAUUUAAUGUGGAAACAUAAUAAAAUAAUUAACAAGAUGA
Perca fluviatilis (European perch) is the source of this 1797-nucleotide messenger RNA. RefSeq names its product ankyrin repeat domain 46b (gene ankrd46b). Gene Ontology annotation, molecular function: protein binding. The transcript is spliced from 4 exons. The coding region runs from base 166 to 852 and encodes 228 amino acids. The record is from RefSeq and is a predicted model, not a curated record. Lineage: Eukaryota; Metazoa; Chordata; Actinopteri; Perciformes; Percidae.